Aegilops tauschii subsp. strangulata is the source of this 804-nucleotide messenger RNA. The record is from RefSeq and is a predicted model, not a curated record. NCBI's taxonomy places the organism in Eukaryota, Viridiplantae, Streptophyta, Magnoliopsida, Poales, Poaceae.
AUGCCAUUUUUAGCCCCUCGACUACCCCCCAGCCGCAGCUUCCCCCUCCUCCUCGGGAUCUCCGCCGCCUCCCACCUCCUUUUCCGCGCCAGCCGCUCCCUCCUCGCCACUUGGCGCCGCCGCCAGCACCCCUCCGUCCUAUCCCACGCCGCCACAGCACCCUCCCAGCCGACUGCAGCCACUGGGGAGCUGCCACGCGUCCCCAGCGCGCCCCUGCCGACUCCCCGCCGCCGCCGGCCCGUCCAGGCCCGCGUCGGGCCCGCCAAGCCCAUCGGGGCCCGGGUCGGCCCGACCUCGCGCCGCUGCCUGCUCCCCGCCUCGCCCUGCACAUCCGCUCGGUGCCCGAGCGUCUCCGCCCUGCCGUCGUCACUGGACGCCGCCGCCGGCCUCCUCCGUGCUCCGUCCGCCGGAUCCGCAGCUCCUCCCGUCGCACCGCUCCGCCCCGUCAGGUCGCCGCCCCGUCGCCCUCUUCCUCUCUUCUCUCCCCUGACCCGGUUCUCUCUCUCCCGUAGGAGCUCCGCCGCCUCGAGGUCCGGCGACCUCGCCGCCGUCCAGCCUCGCUCCGGCCAGAUCCGUUGCCCAGGAGGUCGGAUCCGCCCCACGCCGCUCCGUUCCCGGCCUCCUCCGUCACCGGCGCGUCGCCCUCACCGGUUUUCCUCGCGCCGUCGGCCUCCCCUGCCUCCGCGCGUCGGCGUCGUCCUCGUGGGCCCCGCGGCCCAGCCGAAGCCGAGGCCCAGCCCCGCUCCCGCGGCCCACCUGCCUCCUCCUCCGUCCUGGGCCGAGCCCAGUGGUGAGCACGCCUAA